Messenger RNA from Prunus dulcis (almond), 2593 nucleotides. Its product is annotated as BTB/POZ domain-containing protein At3g22104. The transcript has 3 exons. Gene Ontology annotation, molecular function: protein binding. Lineage: Eukaryota; Viridiplantae; Streptophyta; Magnoliopsida; Rosales; Rosaceae. Bases 887 to 2251 code for a protein of 454 amino acids. The record is from RefSeq and is a predicted model, not a curated record.
UCAUUUCUUUUUCUUCUGUCCAAAUGGUGAUCUUAUCCCACUAUUUAUUUCUGUUUAAUUUUGUUUACUCUUCUUGUACUGGAAGUGGAUCCUCCUCUCUGUUUUGCCAGUUCAUUAAAUCAUGACAGGUCUGAGAGACUGAGAUCCUUUAUUGCUUGCCAAUAAUUGGUUGUCUCUCUCUCUCUCUCUCUCUCUCUGUCUUAUUGUAAUAGAGCCUUGUGCUUGAAUUGUGAGGUUUUACUGAUUAUCUUUCUACAUUUCGUGCAUGCUCUGGUAAUUUUUCUUUGGUUGCUUUCCAUGUCCAUCAUGAAUGAUGAAUUAGAAAGAAAUUCCCUUUUCCGUCCACCAAUUUAAUUCACACCUAAUUUGCAUUGAUGUGGGUCCUGGACUCAUGGCUACCUUAGCUUUUGUUCUUCUGUUCGGUCUAUUUAAUUCACAAAUUGCACAUUGAUUUGGCAGGCCUUUUUCUUUUGCUUCAUUCUCUCAUUUAUUGCUGGUGUUUAUGGGGCUCUCCCAUUAAUACUGCCCAUGAAAGUAACCCUUUUGAGAUGGACGAAGGGUUACUUUCAUAGGUACUAAUUACAAUUUUCUGCCCUUCUUUGCUGGGUUGAUCAGCGUACAUCUUUUUGGAAUUGCCCUUACCACAAUUUAUUGCCUAUAACGACCUCUCUUCAUUCUUUGGCAGAAAAUUAUUGCUUCCUACUCUGGCAAAUUGAGAAAAUUACUUGGCAAAUCAAAAUCUACCUCAAGAAAUCUUAAAGUGGUAUUGCAUGACUUUCCGGGAGGAGCAGAGAGUUUUGAGCUCAUUUCAAGGUUCUGCUACAACCAUGGCAGCACCGACAUAACUCCUUCCAAUAUUUCCCUCCUAUAUUGUGCUGCACAGUUCAUGGAAAUGAACAAUUCUGUCAUUGGAACACAUAAUUUAUUGGAAAAAGCAGAGAAGUCAUUUGAAGAGAUCAGAUAUUGGACAUGGUCUGAGCUUUUAAUGGCUUUGAAGCAUUGCCAAGAUUUACUUCCAGCCGCUAAUUCUCUGAGCCUACUCGAGAAAUGCAUGGAUACCCUUGUAGCAAGAUUGCCUUCGACAAGCGAAGCGAGUCCUUGUCCUUCCACUUCAUCCCCAGAUAGCUCUGGUAUUCGGUUUUCAUGCGACACUCGAAGCUCUGAGAGUUUGAAAACCAGCUCAUCUCGGGCAACCUGGUGGUUUGAUGAUCUUCUAGCUUUAGGUCCAAAUUUGGUUGAAAUGCUGGUCAAGUCCAUGAUUUCUCGAAAACUUGAUCAUGUUAUCAUUAGUAGGUUCCUCUUUUAUUACCAGAAAUCGAAGUUUUACACUGUCAAAUCUGAUGCCAAGCGCACCUUUGUGGAAACAGUCAUUGAUAUGCUAUAUAUUCUUGAUCAGAGCUGUGUUUCUUGCAAGAGUUUAUUUGGGAUUCUUCGAGUUGCUCUGAAUUUGAAUAUAAGCAAAAGUAGCAGGAAUAAGUUGGAGAGCAUGAUUGGUUCACAGCUUGAUCAAGCAAUAUUAGACAAUUUGCUUGUUCCAUCCCCACGCGGGAUCAAUUACUUGUAUGAUGUAAAUCUUGUUCUAAGGUUAUUGAAAUCAUUUCUGAGUGGAGGAAUCUGUCAAGCAUUGCCCAUGCGAUUGAGGAGAGUUGCUGCCUUGGUGGAUUUGUAUAUGGCAGAAGUAGCCCCAGAUCCUUGUUUGAAGCCUUCGAAGUUUGUGGCUUUAGCCAUGAUCAUGCCGGAUUCUGCCAGAGACUCCUAUGAUGAACUUUACCAUGCCAUGGACAUGUAUAUAGAGGUGCAUACAGGAUUGUCAGAAGAGGAAAAGAUGGAAAUUUGUUGUGUGUUGAACUAUGAGAAGCUCUCAUCAGAGACUUGCAUACACCUUUCUCAGAAUAAAAAGUUUCCAUCAAAAGCAGCAGUCCAAGCUCUCGUCUCUCAGCAAUUGAAGCUUAAAAGCUUACUCCAUGCAACCAACAAUUCUAAGUCCUACGCUGACUCCCCUUGUAGUGCCGGCGAGGUUGGAAAUUGGGGAAGGAAAUUCGACGCCAAUGAACAACUUGUGCUUUAUGCCGGGAAACUCAAUCUCGCAGCUGACAAUGAGAAACUUAGAGCACAUUUGCAAGGCAUGCAGUGCAGGGUAAUGGAAUUGGAGAAACUGUGCAAGAAAAUGCAAACUCAAAUGGCAAAGUUUACAAAAUCAAGAGCAUCAAGCCACGGUCAUACAAGAUCUGUGCCCAAACUCUGUUCAUGAUAGUAGUCGAGCAUUUUAUUCCAUUAGUUUUUAAGUAUUAUCUCAUCUCUGUAUAGCGCAAGGAAAGGGGUUUUUGUGUUUGCAACAGAUUUUUCUUUCUUUGCUGGAUAACUAAAGGUGAAAAGCAAGUUGUUUCACUUGCAAAGAUUGAGGAAAUCUUUGGUUGUACAGUUACAGAAAGAGAAUUUCUGUUGAGUAACUUUUUCUUUUAAUGAAAUGUCCCUGUUCAUUUCAUGUAGUGCUCUUUGUACAAGAUAGGAUUUCAAGGUUAAGUCAUUUUCCCCAGUCACUCUCACAUUUGGGGCCAUUCUGGAAUGCAAGCUGGCAAGCAUAUUUUCUGCA